UUAAUAUCAAGACCAGAACAGGGUGCGAGAAUAUUCAGCAAAAAAUUUCCUCCGUCAAAAUGAAGUAGGCUUAUUUUACACACAUCUUAACCCUUCCAAGUGGGUGAAUGUACUCGCCGAAAGAGAGAGAUGUGAACACUUGAAACUAUUCAUCAAGCUCUGGCACUGAUUGAAGAUCAUUUGUAAGAAGAAGAUCGUCCAGGUGACCUGUCCUGUGCAUCCAGUUUAAUCCAACUUCAGAAGGUCCCCUGGCGGGUAGGAAAGCACCACACUGACCCGCCAUGUUUCUGGUUCUGGUGGUUACAGAAGAGCUGAGGGAGUUUCUGGCCCGGGCACGGAGUGGAACCGGCCGCCUCGUCCAGGUGUUGAUCAGAGACGAGCAGCUGGUGCUGGGGGCAUACAGAGAGCCACGUCAGAGCUGGGACAAAGACUAUGACCACUUCCUGCUCCCUCUGCUGGACCCUCAUGAGCCCUGUUACAUUCUAUACCGGUUGGACACCAAGAACGCUCAAGGCUAUGAGUGGCUUUUCAUCUCCUGGUCACCUGACCAGUCUCCUGUCCGACAAAAGAUGCUGUAUGCUGCCACUCGUGCCACAGUAAAGAAAGAGUUUGGUGGUGGACACGUCAAAGAUGAAAUGUUCGGCACAGCCGAGGAGGACGUUUGUUUUCAGGGGUACCUGAGACAUGUGACUUCAUGUUCUGCACCAGCUCCUCUGACAGCAGCUGAACAAGAGCUACAGCGAAUUAAAAUCACAGAGGGCAGAGUUAAACAGGUAAAGACUGAGAUCAGUGUGGACCCCAAACAUCAGACUCUGCAGGGUCUUGCCUUCCCGUUACAGGCCGAUGCCAAACGCGCUCUACAGCAGCUGGCAGAGAGACGCAUUAACUACAUUCAACUAAAGCUAGAUACAGAGAAGGAGACAAUUGAACUAGUGCACACCAGCCCAACAGAAAUCCGUGACCUACCCUGCCGGAUCCCCCUCGAUACACCUAGAUACCACUUCUUCCUCUACAAACAUUCACAUGAGGGAGACUACCUCGAGUCUGUGGUGUUCAUAUACUCCAUGCCAGGAUACAGCUGCAGCAUCAAGGAAAGGAUGCUGUAUUCCAGCUGUAAGAGUCGACUUUUGGAAGAUGUUGAGAGGGACUUCCAUCUAGAAGUGGCUAAAAAGUUGGAGAUAGAUAGUGGAGAGGAGCUGACAGAGGACUAUCUGUAUGAUGAGGUCCAUCCUAAGCAGCAUGCCCACAAGCAAGCAUUCGCCAAACCUCGUGGCCCUGCUGGGAAGAGGGGAAACAAACGUCUGAUCAAGGGAGGUGGAGAGAACGGUGGCAACAGCUAGGAAGGACAGAAAGCAAGAAGAAGAGAGAAAUGAACUUUAGUUGUACCCUAAAUGUUCCCUUUUUAUGCCUGUUUGCAGGGUAAAUUGUUCAUCCUGCAGAGAGUGUGAAGGAAAAGUUGGAAUAUAGUUUUUUCUUUUUUUUUUUUACUUUCUUUGGCUUGUAUUACUUUUUACUCAAUGUUAUUAGGUGUUUAUUCAUUUGGUGUGUUAAUGUGCACAUAUUUAAGAGGAAAAACUCAGGAAUUAAUUUUAUCUGUACGUUUUCUGAGCAUAUUUUUGCCACAUAAUCUCAUACAUACGCACUCAAAACACAAUAUAAUUUUAAGCAUAUUAAAAGUGUUGAUUGUGAAACAUGAUAGAUCGCUUAUGCUUUAAAUGUGUUUUUUAAAAACAUAAAAUACAUUUUAUCCAAGAAGCUUUUUUAAAAUUGAAGCAGUCACAAGUCCUACAGAAGCUACAGCCAUUAUAGGAAAAGAUACACUCAUACUUACACAUUCACACCAGAGCCAAAUGUGACACGCAGACAGAAUGUUAUACUUGGCUACGUGAUAGUUAGUCAGUUGGUUAAGUAACAGAUAUGUAGCAAGAAUCGGAUAUGUUAAAAGGUUCAGAUUUAGACGUGAUUCAGAUUAAUUUUUCAUUCAUUUAUUUAAAAAUAUGACAAUUUUUAUGUUUUAUAGUUACAGUUGGGUUUCUCAAUUUUUUUAAACAUGUCUCAUAUUUUAGUCAUUGACUUACAUCAUGGUCCACAGUAUCCACUGUCAAACAGGUUUGUGUGCAAACUGCUGUUAUUAAUCAGAAUAAUUCCAAAUAAAACAUUUUUGUGUCACAUAUCAAAAUUUUUCAAGCAUUGAGAAUAUGAGUGUCCAAUUGAGUGAAUAAUUCAGCAAAUAACAAGUGAAAUAUUUAAAAUCAUUCAUUGUCAGCAUAAAUAAAGUGUAGAGUUGUAUCAAAACAAAAACACAUUUUACUUGUUUUAAUGUAUUUUAUUUAUGGGUAUCAUGGUUCUCCUGGAUGACAUUGACAUGGAUAUUUAUUCUUUUUUUUUUUUUGUCUUCUUAUUCUUUUUGUUUUUGUGUUUGUGUUUGUUGGCUGGUCAAUGACUGGGUUGACAGGUCAUUUACAACAUGAUCUUAAUUAAAAAAAAUAAACGAAUUAUUAGUAAAUAAAAAUCUACAUCCCUCUCUUCUAUUGUUUAUGAACAUACUGUUGCAUAAAUAAAAACAACAUUCACUGAG
Messenger RNA from Carassius auratus (goldfish), 2578 nucleotides. Its product is annotated as twinfilin-2-like. Gene Ontology annotation, molecular function: actin filament binding; actin monomer binding. Lineage: Eukaryota; Metazoa; Chordata; Actinopteri; Cypriniformes; Cyprinidae. The transcript is spliced from 10 exons. Gene Ontology annotation, biological process: positive regulation of neuron projection development; actin filament depolymerization; barbed-end actin filament capping. The record is from RefSeq and is a predicted model, not a curated record. Gene Ontology annotation, cellular component: actin filament; myofibril; cytoplasm. The coding region runs from base 282 to 1340 and encodes 352 amino acids.